Paramecium tetraurelia is the source of this 6258-nucleotide messenger RNA. RefSeq lists its product as uncharacterized. The record is from RefSeq and is a predicted model, not a curated record. The transcript has 4 exons. Lineage: Eukaryota; Ciliophora; Oligohymenophorea; Peniculida; Parameciidae.
AUGCAGUAAAUCACUUCUUCACUUCUUAAAGUAGUGAGCACUUAGAUUUAAGAUCUUGAUUCACUUAUUUCAAAGCAGGAAAAAGUCAUUAAUGAACAAGCUAGCGAGAUAAAGUCUCUGAAAAAUCGAAUCAAUCAGAAGGAAAUGUUGAGUUAGCCCAUUUUUGACAAUCCAAUUGAUCAAUUAUUAACUUACCCUAAAUCCCUGAAUGCACUUGGUUUACAGAUACAAGAGGAAUUUGAGAAGUUGAAAUCCUAAUUAUAGGAAAAGGAGUAGGAAUUACACCUGCUUAGAUCUGGCAUAGAGGGUCAAAGGAGAUCAUACAAGCCGAACACGACCCAGGUAGAUGAAAUUAUUAAGCAACACGAGGAGAUUGAUGAUAUUCUGAUUGAGUUAGAGAAAAAGCUAUAUGACAAGAAGCAAUAAAAAUAAGAGUUAGAAUAGAUUAUAAAUACUUAUGGGGAUGACGAAAAAAUAUUAAAAUAAUUGAAAUAGCAAAUAUCUGUGUUGAAUGAGUAACUGGUAGUAGAGAAGGCAUAUAAUUAGGAGGUAAGGAUUUAAUUAAAGAAAUUGCAAUAAGAGACUUAGAAUUUGAAUGAUUAAUUGGAGAUGAAGCUAGCAGAAAAGUAAGAUUUUGAAGAUUAAGUGGCAAAGACUAAAAGUUAAUUGGAUUAUUUAAAGUCCUAAAAUAUUAUGUUAGGGAUUGGAACACCAGUAAAAGGAGAGACUGAAAAGUUGAUAGCAAUAGAUGACUUAGUUAAAUAGAAUUAAGCUGUGGACGAUUUGAUGAAUGAAUUGCAAACCAAAUUGCUUGAAAAACAAUAGGCUCACAAUCAGCUGAUGGAUUAAUUAAGUAAGCAGAAUAUAUAAGAGAAUGAACAGAACUCAUCCACGUCUCUCAGACCUCAAAGUCUGUCUCCAAAAAAGGAGUUAAUCUCAUAAUUAGAAGUCGAAUAGCAUGAAUGUGAAAUAAUUCAAUAGCAAUUGAAAUAAAAACAACUAGAAAUCGAAGAGUUAAGAGAUUAAUUGGAGAAGGAAGAAUAGGAAGUGUUUAGGUUACAGUACAAACUGCAAGAGGAGAUAGAAGUCAAGGUUUCAGUUGAAUAGCAAAUUUAGAGUGUGCAAUCAAGAUAACUAAUAAUAGAACCAACAGUAACUUCUUACAUUCAGGAGGCACCCACAAUCAAUGUCUUUGGUCCUUAAACAGAAUCAAUCCCUCAGGAUUACUAGUUUUAAAUCGAUUAAUUGAAGGAGACAAUAAAAUAGUAGGAGUCGUAGAUUGAGUUCUUGAAGUUUGAAAUUCAAUAGAAGGAUGAAAUAAUGAAUAUGUCACAACACACAUACUUGCAAGACUUGAAUCAAUAGAAUUAAGAAGUCGAAAGUAGGAUACAAGAGUUAAAGAAACAAUUGAGUUAUAAAAUAAAGAGAAAGGAUCAAUUGGAAUCUAUUGUGAAUGAGGAUCAGAAGCCUAGGAGGAAAUCUUUUGUUCAAAAUACAGAGCUGAUGGAUUUGUAGGAAUAAUUACAUGAGAAGAAUAUGAAUAUUGUAUAGCUAUACGAAGAAAUAUCUAGAUUUUAAAAAUAAUUAUACGAUAAGGAAUAAGAAUUACAAUAAAGGGAUGUUGAAUUGAGAUAUUAAGCAUUGAUGAAGACGAAUGAAGAUUAAUGUGAGAAGGCAGAUGAAUUGGUUAAAAAGAAUUUGUCAAUGGAUGAGUUGAUUCAUUCAUUGGAGGUAAGGUUGGUGGAGAAGGAAUCAAAAUUAAAGGAAUUAGAGUAUUUGAAUUCAUCAAAGAAUUUUGAAAUUGAAUCUAAUCAAAAUAAUAACUCAUUCUAUAAAGAUAGAGAAAGCAUUAUAAGAGAUAGUGGAAUUAAUUCAUAUGAUCAAGACUAAGAUCACUAAUUUGUUUAAUAAUAAUAAAUUCUAGCUGGAUUCAACAGUGGCUUGGAACAUUUAAAGAGCAGAGUAGAAUGUUAGAAGUAUGAAUUGCAAGAAAAGGAUAAGAUUAUUGAAUAGCUUAAACAAUAAUUAAAUGAUUUGAAAAGAAGUAAUUUCAAUCAAUAGAUUUUGGCAACCCAGGACGUGUCUGUUAUUAAUAGAUAAAUCAAUGUGUUGUAGGAAUAGGCAGAUAAUUUAGUUAAGUAAAACUUAGCUUUGGAGGAUGUUAUACAUGAAUUAGAGUACAAGUUGUAAGAGAAGAAGAACAAAUAAGAAGAAGUCUAAUAGAUCAUUUAAAAUAUGAUGGAGGAAGAGGUUCAAUUAAGAUAACUUAAAUCAGACGAGAUGGUUAAGAAGAAUUUGGAGUUGGAUGAGAAGAUCUAAUAAAUGGAAUCGAGGUUGAUUCAGAAGCAGCAAUAAUAGUAUGAAUUAGAAUAAAGAUUGUCAUAGCAUUAAAGGUCAAUGCCUUAGCGAUUGCCAGUAUUCCAUGAGGAUCAGGAUAUCAUCUAAGAUCAUAAUUCAAAUUUAUCUGAAUUGACCAUUUAAAUCGCUUAGAUAACAGAGUCAGUCAGGUAAUUAAGUUAAGAUGAUAUUGAAUUGGAAUUCUUAUUAAAAUAAAAAAAAGAAAAGUAAUCUCAAAUUGAAUAACUAAAAUUGUUUAUCUAAUCAUCAACUGAUGUACUCCAAGAUUUGUAGUCUGAGCAAUAAAUCAAGUAGGAAUAGGUUGAAAAAAUGAAAUCUCAAAAUAAAGAUAUUGAGUAAAUGGUUAAUGAUUUAUAGAACUAACAAGUUAAUUUAAUUGAAGAUGUCAACAAAUCGUAAUAGAAUGUUCCUAAUUGGUUGAAUUAGAAUAUGGAAUCAUCUAAAAGGUUGAAUGAACUCCAAAAAGGGUAACAAAAAGUGAAAGAGCAAAUUAAGAACUUAGAAUCCUUGAUUUUGGAUUUAUAAAUAGUGGUUAAGGAAAAACAAGAAGAAUUAUAACGAAUAUCAUAAGAGAACUAUUAGUUGUCCAUUCUGACAAGAAAAUAGAAGUAGAAGAGAGAUCAUUUACUGAGAGAGUAAAUGCCCUUGGGAGAGAAGGUUGGAUUACUUGAACAAUAAGUGAAUGAUUUGGUGGCAGAAAACAAAAGAUUACAGCUUGAAUUAGCAAGAUUAUUUUAAGAGGCUGAGUCUGCUAAAUAAGUGAAGUAAACUAAGGAAUAGCAAAUAUCAGCAUUGAGCAUAGAGAGUUCGCAAUUAGAUUAAAAUAUAAUGUUGUUAAAAGACGAUAUUGAGUAAGCAAAGAUACUGGAAUAACAAUUGUUGGAUCAAUAGAAUUAGUACAAGUAAAAGAAUGCCUUGAUAGAAUAAGAAAUUAAGAUCUACACAGAGAUGAAUUUGGAUGGUGCAAAUAUAAAUAAGAAGAUAGAAGACCUAACUCAUUAGAUUUCAGAGGAAAAACAACUAUUCGAAUAGCUUAUUGAAGAAUUGCAAAUUCAAAAGGAAUAGGUCUUGUUGAUAGUGCCUUAGAAAGAUGAGAUCUAAAAGUUAUAUUUACAAACUAAGCAAUAAUACGAUUAGAGUGUGGAGGACCUAUCUGAACUAUAGAAAUAAUAGCAAAAGGUAUAAGAUUAAAAGAAUCAAGUGACGCAGGAGGUCAAUUACCUUAAAUUGUUCACAGAGAAUUAAGAAAAGUAAUUAGUUGAAUUGUAGGCUUUAAGGAUCAAGUUGGAUGAUAAUAUUAAAUAAGAAAAUACAUUAAAAAAUGCAAUACAGGAUAAGGCUGAUAGAAUUUAAUAGGAGUUGGAUCGCAACAAGCAAGCAAUUCAAACCUAGAUCUAGAUUCUAGAAAAGUAGAACAGAGAGAAAGAACAACGAUAAGAGUAGAUUCAGAAGAUUCAAACGGAGAUUGAAGAUUAGAAGAACAAUUUGAAUAAAUUGACAGAUUAACAGAUGAAACAUCUUUAUCAAUUAGAUUAGAUUGCAAAAUUAGAUAAGGAUAUGGAAAGGUUGAUGAAGGAUGUAUUUGAGAAGGAAGAGUAAGUGUAAUAGUAUGCAGGAUUAGUAUAUUAGAAAUAAUAGAAGGUUAAUGAUUAAAAGUAGAAGUUCAAUUAAUUGGAGGAUGAAUUGAAGUUUUAUGAGAGAGAAGAGGAAGAAAUAAAAAAGAGGAUAUCUGAAUAAGAUGAGAAGUUAAGCAAAUUGGAAAGAGAAUUUUAAAUAAGGUCAGAAAAGAGGAGUAAAUUUGAGGAUGAAAUAGCGAAGGCUGAAAUGGAUUUAAGUAAUUUGGAAGAGAUGCUAAGAAAUAGGGAUGAAGAAUUAAGAAAUUUUAAUGAGUCAAAGGUGGAGUUAAUGAAAUUUAAAUAGCAAUAUUCUACUAUUUAAGGAGAGAUAAGAGAGAAGUAGGAGUAGAUCUAAGAAUUUGAGAAGUAGAGAUCGAAGUUGUCUGAAGAGAUCAAGAAGGAAUAGGAGCAAUUGACAGAAAUCAAUCAAGAAAUAUAUCAAACUAAGGUUAAAGAAGAGGAAAUGAAUUUCUAAAUACAGUAGAAAUUGAAGGAUUUAGAUAUCUUGAAUGAUUAAUUUAGAAAAUUGGAUGAUGAUGCAAAAAUGUUGGAAGCUGUAAUAUAAUUGAAAGAGAAAGAGUUGAAAUAAUAUUAGGAUAAGAAAGAAACACUCAAGAAGGAAUUAGAUAUAGCUAAUUUUUAAGUAGUGGAAGUGAAGAAACAAUUGAAUAAAAAGAAGCAAUAAAAGCCAAUAGAAGCAGAUAAUAAUGAAGUAGAAGUGUAUGAGGAUGCAUUAUCAUAACAAAUAAGUUGUUUAAAUACUAAGAACUUGAAUUUAAAGGAUGAUUUAUAGAGGUUGGUGCAAUCACAGAGUCAACCAAUAUUCUAAACCAUGCAAUAGAUUGAAGGAACUAAGACUCAAUUGGAAGAAUUACAAUUGACUAUUAGGGAGAAGGAUAAGAAAUUAGAUAUAUUGGAGUAAUAAUUAUAACAAUUAUCUAUGCAUCAAUCUAAAGUUACUAUUCAAUCUGGUUUCUACUUUGAUGAUGAACCAUUGUUGUUGGAAUUGUAGGAUAAGUUCACUAAAGAAAGUGAGAUGUUGGAUGAUCUAUAAUAGAAAUUAAAGAGAACUGCUGAGAGACAUCAUGAGUUAGCACUUAAAUUGUAGGAUUGGGCUGAAAAAGAGCAUAAAUUGGCCAUAGAAUUGGAUUAAAGAAGACAAUGUGUGGAGAAGAUAGAGAAGGAAUUAGAAGUCCUAUUUUAGAAGUAAUCAGAUUUAGAGAGUGACUAGGUUAAUCUGCAACAAAGGAUGUACUAAUUAGAAUUGGACAAUUAAGAGUUGAAUGAAUAAGAAAUCAUUUCUUUGAAUAGAAUUAAAGAAAAGAAAGAUUAUGUUUAGGUGUUAUUCAAGAAUUUGAUAGAAAUGGAUGAAAAAUUGUUAUAAUUAAGAAAUAGAAUGGCUGUUUAUUCACGAGAAGGUAGACAGUUAGCAGAGUAAGUAGAGAAUUUGGAGAAUGAAAAGGAAAUGAGAGAAGAGAGUUUGCAAGUGAUUUAAGAGGAAUUGGAGAGUUUAGAAUUGGAAAAAGGGGAAAAAUAGAGCAUGAUCUAAUAGAUUAAAAAAGAAAUACAGGAUUAAAACACAGAGAAAGAUAAAUUGGAAAUAUAAUACGCUUUAACACAUAGUAAGAAUUAGCAAUUGAAAUUAUUCAUUGGAGUAGAGGAGUCCUUAUAUAAGAAAAUGUAGACUGAAUUUGAAAUUCAAUAGAAGAGGGAUUAAAGCAAAUAUGAAAAUAUGUUUGUUUGCAACAGCACAUAAACAUAUUAUGAAGUUGAUUAGAUUGAAGUUUUGAUGGAUAAUCUAGUUGGAUAGAAAAUAACAAAAAAGGAAUUGCAAAAAUUGAAAACAGAAUGUUAUACUGAAAUAUAACAAUUAUUUGCUUAAAAUAAAUCUUAUGUUUAGGAUAAUGUAAAUGUGAGAAAUCUAAUUUAAUUUUAAUAAAUUCUAAUCUAAGUUGUGGAAAGUGAAAACAUAUUGCUCUCUGAGAAGACUAAAUGCAGAAAAUCAUUAACAAUAUAAUCUGAAGAACAAAACACAUUCACAUUAGAAUUAAUCGACACAAUUAUGAAUUCCUCUUCAUUAAUUGAAAUCUCAAUAAAUGAACAUAGUUUAAAUAUAGGAGACAAGAGAAUACCUAGAUAAUGGAUAGUCGAUAAAUACUUUGAUUAUAAUCAUUAGAUUUAUCCCUUGGGAGUGUUGUAUAUUGUUUAUAAGGUAUCACUAUGUUAAGUAAUAACUUUAGCUUUAACCGGUACUAAAAUAAUCUAAUUAUAUUCUUAAAUUUGA